AUGGCGCCCAAGGGCACAGUUGUUGUUGUCAGCACCAUGGCGGCUUUUACCACGCGCAUCAGAACCUCUAUGGCUGCAGAUGGGGGCUUCUGCUGCUGGGCCGCAGACGACCUCACGGAUUUCUGCGGCACUUGCUUGCCGAUGGCCAUCGCUGGGCCCACAAGUUAUUGCAGCAAGUCCCAGGCCGCGUGCGGUUCGUGUGGAUCGGCGACCUGGUGCGAGGAGAGCACAGAGAGUCACGAGGAGGUCAGUGCUGGAACCGAGCUAAUCCUCGGCUUCGAUGGCACGCAGGCGCUCGCCGAGGGCUCCGCCAUCAGCCUGCGAGUUGGCGGCAAGACCUACAACGUCACCGUGGUGGACUCUAGCUUCGAGGCGUUCCCGACGCCAGCUCCCACGCCGGCCCCAACGGCCGCGGCACCCGCACCAACGCCUGCGCCGGCGCUGGUCGCGGGCACGCUGGUGCCAAACGUGGAGGCCGUGCAGCAGCACGGCAGGCUGCGCGUCCAGGGCAACACCAUCGUCGGGGAGCACGGCAUGCCCGUGCGCCUGCGCGGCAUGUCCAUGUUCUGGUCGCAGUGGAUGGGCGACUACUGGAACCCCGAUACCAUCAGGUGGCUCAAGGAGGACUGGCACGUGUCCUUCAUCCGGGCCGCCAUGGGUGUCGAGCAGGGGGGCUACCUGGAGAACCCCGGCGCGGAGACGGCGAAGCUGCAGGCCGUUGUGGACGCCUGCAUCGACGCGGGCAUCUACGUAGUCAUCGACUGGCACGCCUACCACGGCGAAGACCACGUCGAGGAGGCGAAGGCCUUCUUCGGCGAAAUGGCCCAGAAGUACGGCGACAAGCCCCACGUGCUCUUCGAGACGUACAAUGAGCCUCAGCAGGUCGACUGGUCGGGCGUCAUCAAGCCGUACCACGAGCAGGUCGUCCCCGUGAUCCGCAAGCAUUCCGACAACAUCAUCAUCUUGGGCACCAGGACGUGGUCGCAGGAGGUGGACGUGGCCUCGCAGGACCCGGUCCAUGGCGACAACCUGGCUUACACGGUCCACUUCUACGCCGCCUCCAUGGGCGCCGACCUCCGGGGGAAGGUCUCGGCUGCCCUCGCAAACGGCGCCGCCAUCUUCGCGACCGAGUGGGGCACCUGCGAGUACACGGGCGAUGGCCGCCUGGACCUGGAGGAGUCCCAGGCGUGGCAGGACUUCAUGGAGGAGAACCACAUAUCGGACUCAAAUUGGGCCAUCAGCAACAAGGAGGAGUCGUGCUCCGCGCUGCGCGGCGGAGCCAGCGGGUCCGGCGGCUGGUCCGAGGGCGACCUGACGGAGUCUGGCAGCUGGGUGCGCAGGUCCAUCCGGGAGUACAACUCCGACGGGCCGCUGCAGGCCAGCGUCAGCGCGGCGAGCCCAGUCGCCUCCGGGGGGCAGCUCGAGAAGGUCGUCAUGAAGAAGCAUGCCAUGAUGCGCGGCCCUGUUCGGCUCCCGGGCGGCAGCAGCGGUGAAAGGCACGCAGCCGCGCUGGCUUCGCUGGCAGCGUGUGCAGGCGUCGCGCUGGCGCUGACAGCGUGGGCAGCGCGGGCCAGGCGCGCGGCAGGGGUGGCGCGGUUCCUGGCCGUGGACAGGCAGCCCCUGGACAUCCCGAGCGGUUCCGACGCCCUGCCGCAGGCUCAGUGA
Prorocentrum cordatum is the source of this 1665-nucleotide messenger RNA. NCBI's taxonomy places the organism in Eukaryota, Dinophyceae, Prorocentrales, Prorocentraceae. The record is from the annotation of a GenBank genome assembly.